AUGGAACACAGCGGUAUUAGACGCACAGGAUGGAACACAGCGGUAUUGGACGCACAGGAUGGAACACAGCGGUAUUGGACGCACAGGAUGGAACACAGCAGUAUUGGACGCACAGGAUGGGACACAGUGGUAUUGGACGCACAGGAUGGGACACAGUGGUAUUGGACGCACAGGAUGGGACACAGUGGUAUUGGACGCACAGGAUGGGACACAGUGGUAUUGGACGCACAGGAUGGGACACAGUGGUAUUGGACGCACAGGAUGGGACACAGUGGUAUUGGACGCACAGGAUGGGACACAGUGGUAUUGGACGCACAGGAUGGGACACAGUGGUAUUGGACGCACAGGAUGGGACACAGUGGUAUUGGACGCACAGGAUGGGACACAGUGGUAUUGGACGCACAGGAUGGGACACAGUGGUAUUGGACGCACAGGAUGGGACACAGUGGUAUUGGACGCACAGGAUGGGACACAGUGGUAUUGGACGCACAGGAUGGGACACAGUGGUAUUGGACGCACAGGAUGGGACACAGUGGUAUUGGAUGCACAGGAUGGGACACAGUGUUAGCUGUACCGGCGGCUGCUAGCGCUACUGUGAGCGGCGCUAGCGGCGGGAGCAGUGCUGCGCGUGGCGGGCGGGCGGUGGUAGCCGGCGCGCGCUGGCGACUGGCGUGCGUGCGGAUGAUGCCGUGCGCUGCAGUGCGUGCGCUGCGCGUGCGGCUACUGGCUGCGCGUGGCGCGCGCUCUACUGCGUGCGCGCGGAGGCUUCGCGCGCGCGGCUACUGCUGGCGCGUCGCGCGCGGGCUGCAUGCGGGCUGUGCGCUGGGUACGCGUGGGUGCAGACUACGCGCGCGUGGGUGCAGGCUGGCGCUCGCGGGGCGCGCUGCCUCCAUGGCGCGUAAGCGUAAGAGCGCAGCUGAAACCACGGACACGUCCCCGCGGGAUCUCAAUGAGAUCUCGUAUAUUUAUCGGAUUAACAAGCAGCUUGCCGCUGGCCGCAAGCCUACGGGCCCGCAGCCCGAAGAAACACCUUCGCGUGGAGACACCUCUUACCAAGCCCCUCGUGACGUCCCGACGCGCGGGCGCCGUGACGCGGACCGGGUUGCAUCCUCGCGCAGCCCCGACGAUAACGCCUUCGGUGACGACGACGACGACUCCGAAUACAACAAGUACGCCGUGGGCAUUGACGACGAGGCGGCCUCUGGAGGAGAGGAGGACAAGGGCAUGUCCGACUCCGAGGACGACGCGGAGGGUGACGACGCGGAGGGCGAGGACGAUGACGCCCUGGAGGAAACGCAGCCCGCGGCACCGGCAGCUCGCCGCGGUCGUGCCAAGGCGGCAUCCGGCGUCAAUACCGCCGCCAAGGGCGGCGAGCCAACUCGCCGUGCUCCGAAGGCCCGCGACCACAUCCCGGUAAAGCGCAGCGUCUGGUCGCAGCUGGAAACAUGA
Messenger RNA from Closterium sp. Naga37s-1, 1449 nucleotides. The record is from the annotation of a GenBank genome assembly. Lineage: Eukaryota; Viridiplantae; Streptophyta; Zygnematophyceae; Desmidiales; Closteriaceae.